AUGUCUGACCUGCAGUUAACAAGGGAGGCUGACCACUGGGAGAGGAUUGCUCCCACCCCGGAGUCCGAUGCAUCCACCUCCACAAUGAACUGGCGCCCUGGGUCUGGAAAGAAAAGGAUGGGAGGAGACGAGAACCGUGACUUCAACUCAUUGAAUGCUCUUUCUGCAGCAGAGGACCACUGGAAGCCUAUUUUCCAGGAUCCUCUGGCGAACACUGAGAACAUGCUGAACAUGCUCCAGUUCAGACUUAGAGAAGAUCAGGAUAUCGUCAAGACGGAGAGGGAUGGUGUGGUGGGUUACUGUGCAGAGGAGCCGCCCAUCCAGGGCAAUGGGCCUAAUGGACUGGAUCCAAGGUUCCUGAUCAACACCCAGCUGAACGGAAAGAGUACGGUCCAGGAGGUUGGUGUCGGCCCCAGAGUCAAUAAAGACCGAGACAGUGAUCUCUGCUGUCCCGUCUGCCAUGAUGUCUUCAGAGAUCCUGUCAUUUUGUCAUGUAGCCACAGCUUCUGUAAAGACUGUUUGAAGAGCUGGUGGAAAGACAAAGACGUAAAAGAGUGUCCAGUUUGUAAGAGAAGAUCUUCAAAGGAUCUACCACCUAAUCUGGUGUUGAAGAACCUGUGUGAGACCUUCUUACAGGAGAGAGAUCAGAGCUCUUCACCUGCUCUCUGCAGUCUGCACUCAGAGAAACUCAGACUCUUCUGUCUGGACCAUCAGCAGCCAGUGUGUGUGAUCUGCAGAGAUUCAGAAAAACACACUGACCACAGAUUCAGACCCAUCGAUGAAGCUGCACAACAACACAAGAAGCAGCUUCAGGAAACUCUGGAGCCCUUGAAGAAUGAGUUACAGUGUUUUGAACGCGUUAAAAUAAAGUGUGAACAAACAGCAGAACACAUUAAGGUCCAGGCCGGACUCACAGAGACGCAGAUCAAGGAGCAGUUUAAAAAGCUUCAUCAGUUUCUGGAGGAGGAAGAGGAGGCCAGGGUGGCUGCACUGAGGGAGGAAGAGGAGCAGAAGAGUCGGAUGAUGAAGGAGAAGAUUGAGUCUCUGAGCAGAGACAUGACGGUUCUUUCAGAGACAAUCAGAACCACAGAGGACGAGCUGAGAGCUGAAGACGUCUCGUUCCUGCUCAACUACAAGGCUGCAGUGGAACGAGUCCAGCAGCGCCCCCUGCUGGGUUAUCCACAGCUGGCCUCAGGAGCUUUGAUAGAUGAGGCCAAACAUCUAGGCAACCUGAGCUUCAACAUCUGGAACAAGAUGAAGGACCUGGUCUCCUACAGUCCUGUGGUUCUGGACCCAAACUCUGCUCAUCCAUGUCUUGUCCUGUCUGCGGAUUUGACCAGUUUGAGACGAGGAGAGAAACAGAAGCUUCCUGACAAUCCAGAGAGGUUUGAUAAUUUCUUCUCAGUACUGGGAUCUGAGGGUUUUAACUCAGGGACUCACAGCUGGGACGUCCUGGUUGGAGACACUAGAAACUGGGAACUGGGUGUAAGAGCAGAGUCUGUCCAGAGGAAGGAAAGGGCAGCGUCUGGAGUUUUUGGAAGAUUACGUUUUCUAUUGAGAUGCUCAGGAUUGUCACUAUCAGCAUCAUCUGUUCCCUCUGUGCAGAAGAUCAAGAGGAUCAGAGUGAAACUGGACUGGAACAGAGGAGAACUGUCGUUCUUUGAUCCAGAUACAAACACACACAUUCAAACCUUAACAAACACUUUCACCCGGAAGAUGUUUCCAUUCUUUAGCGAUAUAGAUCACUUGAAGCUGUUACCUGAUCUCUGCUGUCCCGUCUGCCAAGAUGUCUUCAGAGAUCCUGUCAUUCUGUCAUGUAGCCACAGCUUCUGUAAAGACUGUUUGAAGAGCUGGUGGAAAGACAAAGAAGUAAAAGAGUGUCCACUUUGUAAGAGAAGAUCUUCAAUGAUGCAACCACCUGUUAACCUGGUGUUGAAGAACCUGUGUGAGACCUUCUUACAGGAGAGAGAUCAGAGCUCUUCACAUGCUCUCUGCAGUCUGCACUCAGAGAAACUAAAACUCUUCUGUCUGGACCAUCAGCAGCCAGUGUGUCUCGUCUGCAGAGAUUCAGAAAAACACACCGACCACACAAUCAGACCCAUCGAUGAAGCUGCACAACAACACAAGAAGCAGCUUCAGGAAACUCUGGAGCCCUUGAAGAAGAAGUUACAGUGUUUUGAACGUGUUAAAGUAGAGUUUGAACAAACAGCAGAACACAUUAAGGUCCAGGCCGGACGCACAGAGACGCAGAUCAAGGAGCAGUUUAAAAAGCUUCAUCAGUUUCUGGAGGAGGAAGAGGAGGCCAGGAUGGCUGCACUGAGGGAGGAAGAGGAGCAGAAGAGUCGGAUGAUGAAGGAGAAGAUUGAGUCUCUGAGCAGAGACAUGACGGUUCUUUCAGACACAAUCAGAACCACAGAGUACGAGCUGAGAGCUGAAGACGUCUCAUUCCUGCUCAACUACAAGGCUGCAGUGGAACGAGUCCAGCAGCGCCCCCUGCUGGAUGAUCCACAGCUGGCCUACGGAGCUCUGAUAGAUGAGGCCAAACAUCUGGGCAACCUGAGCUUCAACAUCUGGAACAAGAUGAAGGACCUGGUCUCCUACAGUCCUGUGGUUCUGGACCCAAACUCUGCUCAUCCAGGACUCGUCCUGUCUGAAGAUCUGACCAGUUUGAGACGAGGAGCGAGACAGAAGCUUCCUGACAAUCCAGAGAGGUUUGAUAAACAAGCCUCAGUCCUGGGAUCUGAGGGUUUUGACUCAGGGACUCACAGCUGGGACGUCCUGGUUGGACACAGUACUGACUGGGAACUGGGUGUAAGACAAGAGUUUGUUUAUGAUGAUUUCUUAGAUGUAUUUGGCCUCGAAGAAUUGUCACUAUCAGCAUCAUCUGUUCGCUCUGUGCAAAAGAUCCAGAAGAUCAGAGUGAAACUGGACUGGAACAGAGGAGAACUGUCGUUCUCUGAUCUUGAUACUAACACACACAUUCAAACCCUCAGACUCACUUUCACUCAGAAGAUGUUUCCAUUCUUUAACACUAGAGCUGACCACUGGGAGAGGACUGCUCCCACCCCGGAGUCCGAUGCUUCCACCUCCACAAUAAACUGGUGCCCUGGGUUUGGAAAGAAAAGGAUGGGAGGAGACGAGAACCGUGACUUCAACUCACUGAAUGCUCUUUCUGCAGCAGAGGAUCACUGGAAGUUGAGUUUCUGGGAGAUUUUCCUGGAUCCUCUGGAGAACACUGAGAACAUGCUGAACAUGCUCCAGUUCAGACUUAGAGAAGAUCAGGAUAUCGUCAAGACGGAGAGGGAUGGUGCGGUGGGUUACUGUGCAGAGGAGCCGCCCAUCCAGGGCAGUGGGCCUAAUGGACUGGAUCCAAGGUUCCUGAUCAACACCCAGCUGAACAGAAAGAGUACGGUCCAGGAGAUGGCUUCCAGAUUAGAAGAGGAUUUCUGCUGUUCCGUCUGCCAUGAUGUCUUCAGAGAUCCUGUUGUUCUUUCAUGUAGCCACAGCUUCUGUAAAGACUGUGUGAAGAGCUGGUGGAAAGACAAAGAAGUAAAAGAGUGUCCACUUUGUAAGCGAAGAUCUUCAAGGUCAGAACCACCUGGUAACCUGGUGUUGAAGAACCUGUGUGAGACCUUCUUACAGGAGAGAGUUAAGAGCUCUUCACACGCUCACUGCAGUCUGCACUCAGAGAAACUCAGACUCUUCUGUCUGGACCAUCAGCAGCCAGUGUGUGUGAUCUGCAGAGAUUCAGAAAAACACACUGACCACAGAUUCAGACCCAUCGAUGAAGCUGCACAACAACACAAGAAGCAGCUUCAGGAAACUCUGGAGCCCUUGAAGAAGAAGUUACAGAGUUUUGAACGUGUUAAAGUAGAGUUUGAAGAAACAGCAAAACACAUUAAGGUCCAGGCCGGACUCACAGAGACGCAGAUCAAGGAGCAGUUUAAAAAGCUUCAUCAGUUUCUGGAGGAGGAAGAGGAGGCCAGGAUGGCUGCACUGAGGGAGGAAGAGGAGCAGAAGAGUCGGAGGAUGAAGGAGAGGAUUGAGACUCUGAGCAGAGACAUAACGGCUCUUUCAGACACAAUCAGAACCACAGAGGACGAGCUGAGAGCUGAAGACGUCUCGUUCCUGCUCAACUACAAGGCUGCAGUGGAACGAGUCCAGCAGCGCCCCCUGCUGGAUGAUCCACAGCUGGCCUCAGGAGCUCUGAUAGACGAGGCCAAACAUCUGGGCAACCUGAGCUUCAACAUCUGGAACACGAUGAAGGACCUGGUCUUCAACACUCCUGUGGUUCUGGACCCAAACUCUGCUCAUCCAGAACUCGUCCUGUCUGAAGAUCUGACAAAUUUGACACGAGGAGAGAAACAGAAGCUUCCUGACAAUCCAGAGAGGUUUGAUAGACAAGCCUCAGUCCUGGGAUCUGAGGGUUUUAACUCAGGGACUCACAGCUGGGACGUCCUGGUUGGAGACAGUACACACUGGAGACUGGGUGUAAGAGCAGAGUUUGUCCGGAGGAAGUCAAGAAAACCGUCAAGUGUUUUGCAAAAUUUUUUCGAUGAUUUGGGAUACUUAGAAUUGUCACUAUCAGCAUUAUCUGUUCGCUCUGUGCAGAAGAUCCAGAAGAUCCGAGUGAAAUUGGACUGGAACAGAGGAGAACUGUCGUUCUCUGAUCCUGAUACUAACACACACAUUCAAACCUUGACAAAGACUUUCACUGAGAAGAUGUUUCUAUUCUUUAUCACUGGAGAUCACUUGAAGCUGUUACCUGUGAAUGUCUCUGUGACGCUGGAUCAGAGCAGUUAGAGAUUAAGAUUGUAUUCAUUAUGAUUAUUUCUUCUAAGAGAAAUCUGCGGAAUUUAAAUGUUAAACUCGUUAUUCUAAAGCUUUGUUUAUUUCUCC
Molecule: messenger RNA, 4899 nt
Organism: Limanda limanda (common dab)
Lineage: Eukaryota; Metazoa; Chordata; Actinopteri; Pleuronectiformes; Pleuronectidae
Exons: 10
Coding region: 1-4803 (1600 amino acids)
Biological process (GO): protein ubiquitination
Molecular function (GO): zinc ion binding; ubiquitin-protein transferase activity
Source: RefSeq, a predicted model, not a curated record